Hippocampus zosterae (dwarf seahorse) is the source of this 1287-nucleotide messenger RNA. RefSeq names its product alanine--glyoxylate and serine--pyruvate aminotransferase b (gene agxtb). NCBI's taxonomy places the organism in Eukaryota, Metazoa, Chordata, Actinopteri, Syngnathiformes, Syngnathidae. Gene Ontology annotation, molecular function: L-serine:pyruvate transaminase activity; L-alanine:glyoxylate transaminase activity. The record is from RefSeq and is a predicted model, not a curated record. The coding region runs from base 1 to 1281 and encodes 426 amino acids. Gene Ontology annotation, cellular component: peroxisome. The transcript has 11 exons.
AUGAUGCAGCGGACUCUGUUCAGUCGGAGGAGCGGGCUCCUGGUCCAGCAGGCGGCGGCCGCGGCCCUCGACGUUCCGCUCGCGCAACGCCUGGACCACCGCUCCGCGUCGUCCGUCACCAUCCCCCCACCGGCGUGCAUGCUGCGGCCACUCGAGGUGCCUCUGCGCUACUUGUUCGGACCGGGACCCUCCAACAUCCCCCCGCGUGUCCUCGCCGCAGGGGCCAAGCCCAUAAUCGGUCACCUGCAUCCAGAAAUGUAUGAGAUCAUGAACGACAUAAAGAAGGGGAUCAGGUACGCCUUUCAGACCGAGAACAACAUGACGCUAUCCAUGAGCGGCUCGGGCCAUGCUGCAAUGGAGUGUGCCGUAUUCAACACGGUGGAGCCCGGGGAGAGCGUGCUCAUUGCUAUCAAUGGGAUUUGGGGGGAGCGCGUUGCGGAAAUUGCAGAGCGAAUGGGAGCAAAUGUACAUAAACUUGAGAAAACACCAGGGAAUUACUUCAGCAAUAAUGAGAUCGAACAGGCUAUCGAGAAACACAAGCCGGUGCUGUUCUUCCUAACACAUGGCGAGUCAUCUGCCGGUCUGUGCCACCCAAUCGACGGCAUUGGAGACAUCUGCAGAAAACACGGCUGCCUCUUCCUGGUGGACACCGUUGCAUCACUCGGGGCGGCGCCCAUUUUUAUGGAUCAGCAAAACAUUGACAUCUUGUACACGGGUUCUCAGAAGGCCCUGAACGCACCGCCAGGCACGGCUCCCAUCUCUUUUAAUGACAGAGCGUGCCACAAGAUGUUCAACAGGAAAACGAAACCAGUCUCGUACCUCUUUGACAUGGAACACUUGUCCAACUAUUGGGGGUGUGAUGGCAAACCAGACCGAAUGUACCAUCACACUGGUCCAGUGUCGGGUUUCUUCGCCUUGAGAGAGAGUUUGGCUAUUCUGGCUGAGAAGGGUCUGGAGGAGUCCUGGAGGAAACACAAGGAGGUGGCAGCCUAUCUGUAUCGAGGACUUGAAGACUUGGGUCUCAAACUUUUCAUUUCAGACAAGGAUUUGAGACUUCCCUCCGUGACAACCAUCGCCAUCCCCGAAGGCUACAACUGGAGGGAGUUGUUGAUGUAUAUAAUGAAGAAUCAUCGAAUGGAGAUGACCGGAGGCCUGGGCCCCUCCGUCGGCAUGGUGAUGCGGAUUGGACUGAUGGGAUACAACUGUGAGAAGAGCAACGCUGACAUGGCGCUGCACGCCUUGGCAGAUGCGCUGAAAAACUGUAAAAAGAGCAAGGCUUAAAAAAAA